GAGGAAGUGUUUUGUUCUUAAGGCAAAGCAGAAGACGAGGAAGCAAAGUGACUGAUCUGUGCUGCAGCUGUGCUCGCAUGACAAAGGAAGAAUGUGUAUGUGAGCUGAUGUGGAUCCAGUAAAUCCAGCAGCAUGGAUCAGUGUGAGGACAGAGAGGAGGGAGCCCCUCCCUCUAAAAGCACUCUGUUAGAUGAAAAUGAGAGCCGGAGCAAAGCUCAGAGGAACCAACUUGGACCUGGAUCUGAAACCAGCCAUGCGUCCUUCACGAGUAACAGGUCAAAGGAUUUUGGACUUAACUUUGAAGGCAGCAGUUCAGAAGUGGAACAGUACCAAGUGGACCAGCAGAGCUCAGAGACUCCAAAUGGUCCGUCUGUCCAGCAGCAUCAAAAACAGCUGGACUCCAUCUUUCUGCUGCUGGAGGAAAACAUUGUCACUUUUGUGAAGAAAGAGCUGAAGAAGAUCCAGAAGCUUCUGAAUCAGAAGACAGAUGAGGAGGAUCUGAAGGAUGAAGAUGAAGGGCAGAGGAGCAGCAGAGAGUCACUGAUGAAGAUCACAGAGAACUUCCUGAGGAAAAUGAAGCAGGAGGAGCUGGCUGAUCGAUUGCAGAGCAGAUUUUUUGCAGUUUGUCAGCAUAAACUCAAAUCUGGUCUGAAAAAGAAGUUCCAGUGUUUAACUGAGGGAAUCACCAAAGCAGGAAACUCAAUCCUUCUGAAUGAGAUCUACACAGAUCUCUACAUCACAGAGGGAGGAACUGGAGAGCUGAAUGAAGAACAUGAGGUCAGACAGAUUGAAGCAGCAUCCAGGAAAGCAGACAGAGCAGAAACAAGCAUCAGACAAGAAGAGCUCUUUAAACUCCCAGCUGGAAGACAAGAACCAAUCAGAACCGUGAUGACAAAGGGAGUGGCUGGCAUCGGGAAAACAGUCUUAACAAAGAAGUUCACUCUGGACUGGGCUGAAGGCAAAGCUAACCAGAACAUCCACUUCAUAUUUCCAUUCACUUUCAGAGAGCUGAAUGUGCUGAAAGAAAAGAAGUUCAGUUUAAUGGAACUUGUUAAUCACUUCUUCCCUGAAACCAAAGAAGCAGGAAUCUGCAGCUUUGAAGACUUCCAGGUCAUCUUCAUCUUUGAUGGUCUGGAUGAGUGUCGACUUCCUCUGGACUUCCAUAAAACUCAGAUCCUAACUGACCCUAGAAAGUCCACCACAGUGGGUGAUCUGCUGACAAACCUCAUCAGGGGGAAGCUGCUUCCCUCUGCUCACCUCUGGAUCACCACACGACCUGCAGCAGCCAAUCAGAUUCCUGCUGAGUGUGUUGACAUGGUGACAGAAGUCAGAGGGUUCAAUGAACCACAGAAGGAGGAGUACUUCUGGAAGAGAUUCAGAGAUGAAGAGCAGGGCAACAGAAUUAUCUCUCAAAUAAAGAGAUCCCGAAGCCUCCACAUCAUGUGCCACAUCCCAGUCUUCUGCUGGAUCACUGCUACAGUUCUGGAGGUUCUGCUGAAGAGCACAGGAGGAGAGUUGCCCAAGAGCCUGACUGAGAUGUACAUCCACUUCCUGGUGGUUCAGGCCAAGGUGAAGAAGGUCAAGUAUGAUGGAGGAGCUGAGACAGAUCCUCACUGGAGUCCAGAGAGCAGGAAGAUGAUUGAGUCUCUGGGAAAACUGGCUUUUGAGCAGCUGCAGAAAGGCAACCUGGUCUUCUAUGAAUCCGACCUGAAAGAGUGUGGCAUCGAUAUCAGAGCAGCUUCAGUGUACUCAGGAGUGUUCACACAGAUCUUUAGAGAGGAGAGAGGGCUGUACCAGGACAAGGUGUUCUGCUUCAUCCAUCUGAGUGUUCAGGAGUUUCUGGCUGCUCUUCACGUCCAUCUGACCUUCAUCACCUCUGGAUUCAACCUCAUGGAGAAAGAACAGAUGAUGCCAAUUGAGUUCUACCAGAGUGCUGUGAACAAGGCCUUACAAAGUCCAAAUGGACACCUGGACUUGUUCCUUCGCUUCCUUCUGGGUUUUUCACUUCAGACCAAUCAGAGUCUUUUACGAGGUCUGAUGACUCAGACAGGAAACAGCUCACAGACCAAUCAGGAAACAGUCCAGUACAUCAAGAAGAAGAUCAGUGAGAAUCUUCCUGCAGAUAAAAGCAUCAACCUGUUCCACUGUCUGAAUGAACUGAAUGAUGAUUCUCUAGUGGAGGAGAUCCAGCAGUCCCUGAGGUCAGGACGUCUCUCCACAGAUGAACUGUCUCCUGCUCAGUGGUCAGCUCUGGUCUUCAUCUUACUAUCAUCAAGAGAAAAAUUGGAAGUGUUUGACCUGAAGAAAUACGCUGCUUCAGAGGAGGCUCUUCUGAGGCUUCUGCCAGUGAUCAAAGCCUCCAAUAAAGCCCUACUGGACUGCUGUAACCUGUCAGAGAGAAGCUGUGAGGCUCUGUCCUCAGUUCUCAGCUCUCAGACCUCCAGACUCAGAAUUCUGGAUCUGAGUAACAACAACCUGCAGGAUUCAGGAGUGGAGCUUCUGUCUGCUGGACUGAAAAAUUCACACUGUGAACUGGAGACUCUCAGUCUGUCAGGUUGUCUGAUCACACAGAAAGGCUGUGCUUCUCUGGCUUCAGCUCUGAAGUCCAACCCCUCCCAUCUCAGAGAGCUUGAUCUGAGCUACAAUCAUCCAGGAGUGGCAGGAGUGAAGCUACUGUCGGCACAGCGGGAGGAACAGUGGAGACUGGACACUCUCAGGGUGGAGCCUGCUGGAGAUCGGUGGUUGACUCCUGGUCUGAAGAAGUAUUCCUGUCACCUCACAAUCAACACAAACACAGUGAACAGACACCUCAAACUGUCUGAAAACAACAAGAAGGUGACCUUUGAGAAGGAGCUUCAGUCAUAUCCUGAUCAUUCAGACAGAUUCGACGUGUUCCAUCAACUGCUGUGCAGAGAUGGUCUGACUGGUCGCUGUUACUGGGAGGUCGAGUGGUCAGAUCUUGGUUACAUAUCAGUGAGUUACAGAGGAAUCAGAAGAGAAGGAAACAAUAAUGACUGUUUGUUUGGUUGGAACAGUCAGUCCUGGACUCUGUGCUGCUCUCGUGAUCGUGGUUACACGGUCUGCCACAAUAAUAGAGAAACAUACAUCUCCUCUUCCUCCUCCUCCUUCUCUCACAGAGUAGCAGUGCAUGUGGACUGGCCUGCUGGAACUUUGUCCUUCUUCAAAGUGUCCCAUGACUCACUGUUCCACCUCUACACCUUCAACACCACAUUUACUGAACCUCUUUACCCUGGUUUGGGGUUUAGAGCCUGGCCCGAGUCCUACAUGGUUCUGUCAGAGAUAAGGUUGUGAUUCUUUUAGAGAACCUUUCUGUUGAACGAUUAGUUCAGUCUGUGUAUGUCUCUCUUCACAUUUGACUCAAAGCAGAUCAUCUUCAAAAAUAUUUUCCUCUUUGGUAAACAUUUUUAUUUUUUCAAAUAUACAAGAAGGACAAGCUGCAUGUUUCUUUUUAGAUCUUGAAGGAUUGCUGGCAUCACUACAUGAUCACUGUCAAAAAGUCUCGAGAGGGAUAAUUGUCAUGUACCAUUGAGACCAACAGCCACAAUCUACGUGAAGUUUUUAAAGCCGUCACCACAGUCUGACUGCUUGAAGCAUCCUCUAAAUUGUGUAAUGAAUUUUUAAUUUUUUUCAUUCAGAAAGUUUCUGACAUAAGAGCUGUUAUUUCAGCACCCAGCUCUAAUCCAUCGCAGUCUGUCCCUCCUUGAGGUGUGCUCUAGUAAUUUGAGCCUGUGACCUUGUCUUUUCUAGAAGACAUUAUCAUUCACAUGAAACCAUCAGGCUCUCCUCUGGAUGCCAUCACCCCUUGGUUCUUUAAACAAAUUUUCACCAUCAUAGGAGACUUACCGUACUCAACUUUAGGCCCAUCUCUAGGUUACCCUUUCUAUCAAAAAUCUUGAAGAAGGUGGCUUACCUACACUUGAACUCUUUUCUCGAUAGGAACUGUGCCAUGGAGAAGUUAUAGUCCUGAUGAAGGGAACUGUGUUGUCCUUCUUUUGCUUGACUUUUCAGCAGCAUUUGACAUUGUGGACAAGAAUCCAUUGUAUGAAUUCAUGAAUCUUUGAUUUGAA
Molecule: messenger RNA, 4088 nt
Organism: Oryzias latipes (Japanese medaka)
Lineage: Eukaryota; Metazoa; Chordata; Actinopteri; Beloniformes; Adrianichthyidae
Product: NLR family CARD domain-containing protein 3
Molecular function (GO): protein binding
Source: RefSeq, a predicted model, not a curated record